This is a messenger RNA of Oppiella nova, 2697 nucleotides long. The record is from the annotation of a GenBank genome assembly. NCBI's taxonomy places the organism in Eukaryota, Metazoa, Arthropoda, Arachnida, Sarcoptiformes, Oppiidae.
AUGAUUUCUGAAAGCGUGGUCGAUCUUUCGCGGUUCCAAUUUGCAAUGACCGCGAUGUAUCACUUUAUAUUUGUACCACUUACUCUAGGUCUGGCUUUUAUUCUUGCCAUUAUGGAAACCACUUAUGUGAUUUCUGGUAAAGAAAUUUAUAAAGACAUGACCAAAUUCUGGGGCAAACUUUUUGGUAUUAACUUUGCUUUAGGUGUAACCACUGGUCUGACCAUGGAAUUCCAGUUCGGUACAAACUGGGCGUACUACUCUCACUAUGUGGGUGAUAUUUUUGGUGCGCCACUUGCCAUUGAAGGAUUGAUGGCAUUCUUUCUAGAAUCAACUUUUAUUGGUUUAUUCUUCUUUGGCUGGGAUCGCCUUUCAAAAGUUCAACAUUUAAGUGUGACGUGGUUAGUUGCGCUGGGUUCGAAUUUAUCCGCAUUAUGGAUUUUAGUUGCUAAUGGUUGGAUGCAAAAUCCUGUCGGUUCAGAAUUUAAUUUUGAAACCAUGCGUAUGGAACUUGUCGACUUUGGUGCUUUGAUUUUUAACCCAGUUGCUCAAGUGAAAUUUGUUCACACGGUGUCUGCAGGUUAUGUGACUGGUGCAAUCUUUGUUCUCGCCAUUUCAAGUUAUUACUUAUUGAAAAAACGUGAUUUACCAUUUGCGCGUCGCUCUUUCGCCAUCGCUGCAAUCUUUGGUUUAGCGUCUACACUUUCAGUCAUCUUAUUGGGUGAUGAAUCUGGUUAUGAGCUUGGUGAUGUUCAAAAAACCAAGUUGGCUGCAAUUGAGUCUGAGUGGGAAACACAUCCUGCACCUGCGCCAUUUACUUUAUUUGGUAUUCCAAAUCAGGAAGAACAACGUACUGACUAUGCCAUAAAAAUCCCGUAUGCGAUGGGUAUUAUUGCCACACGUUCACUCGAUAAAGAAGUCACUGGGCUUAAAGAUUUGAUGGUUCAACAUGAGGCCCGUAUCCGUAAUGGUAUGGUGGCAUAUAGCGAACUUGAAAAACUUCGUGCUGGUGACCGCUCACCUGAACUGAUGGCAUCGUUCAAAGAAAACCAAAAAGAUUUAGGUUAUGGCUUACUUCUUAAAAAAUAUACUGAAAAUGUAACAGAUGCUUCUGAAGCACAUAUUCAAGCAGCAACAAAAGAUACCAUUCCAAAUGUAACCGCAUUGUUCUUCUCUUUCCGUGCAAUGGUCGCUUCUGGUUUCUUAAUGCUACUCCUGUUUAUUCUUGCAACAUUUGCUGUGGCAAAACGCAAUGCAGAAAAUAAACCAUGGUUACUUAAAUUUGCAUUGUUUGCACUACCUUUACCUUGGAUUGCAGCACAAACAGGUUGGUAUGUAGCAGAAGGUGGUCGUCAACCGUGGACCAUUGGUGAAGUGUUGCCUACACAUCUCUCUGCCUCAAGUUUAAGCACUGGCGAUGUAUGGGGAUCAAUCAUUGCAUUAGCCGCGUUCUAUACUGUGUUAUUGAUUAUUGAAAUGUAUUUAAUGAUCAAAUUCUCACGCUUAGGACCAAGCUCUUUACAUACAGCAAGCUCAAACUGGGGAGAAUCAAUCAUGAUCGAAUAUGAACUUCUCAAAAUUAUCUGGUGGGUUUUAGUCGGUGUUCUACUGAUUGGCUUUGCCCUCACAGAUGGUUUCGAUAUGGGCUCAAUGGCACUGAUGCCAUUUGUAGGUAAAACUGAUGAUGAACGCCGUGCAGCAAUCAAUACCAUUGCACCGCAUUGGGAAGGUAACCAAGUUUGGUUCGUGACUGCGGGUGGCGCACUAUUUGCUGCUUGGCCUAUGGUUUAUGCAACGGCUUUUUCCGGUAUGUAUUGGGCGCUUUUGCUGGUCUUAUUUGCACUCUUCCUGAGACCUGUUGGCUUUGACUAUCGCUCUAAACUGCAAAAUACCCAAUGGCGUAAUUCCUGGGAUUGGGGCUUAUGUAUCGGCGGUGCUGUACCUGCGCUAGUUUUCGGUGUUGCAUUUGGUAAUAUGUUCUUAGGCGUCCCGUUUACUUUAGAUGAGACUGUACGUUCAACUUAUACAGGUAGCUUCUUUGCCCUGCUUAAUCCAUUUGCAUUGGUUUGCGGUAUAGUGAGCUUGUCGAUGCUGUGUGCACAUGGUGGCGCAUGGUUAAUGCUGCGUACAGAUGGUGUAUUACGUCAACGUUCUGCUAAAGCAACGCAAUUGAUGGGUAUACUCUUCUUAGUUACCUUCUUGGGCGUGGGUGCUUGGUUAUAUUUUGGUGGCAUCGAAGGAUAUACUUUGGUACAACCAUUUAAUACCAAUGCUGUUGCCAAUCCGCUUGCGAAAGAAGUAUUAACAACGGGUAAUCAUGGUUGGAUGAAUAACUAUUCAAUUUACCCAAUCACCAUGCUUGCACCUAUUUCUGCAAUCUUUGGCGCAAUCCUGAUUAUCUUUGGUGCUGGUAAAAACAAAGCUGGCGUCAGCUUUACAGGUUCUACCUUAGCGGUGACGGGUUCAAUUUUAACUGCUGGUUUUGCAUUGUUCCCAUUCUUAAUGCCAUCAAGUAUUAAUCCAACUGUAAGUUUAACCAUGUGGGAUGCGGUUUCAAGUAAGAAUACAUUGACAGUAAUGACUGUGGUUGCUUCUAUAUUUGUGCCAAUUAUUUUAAUCUAUACCACAUGGUGUUAUUACAAAAUGUGGGGCGUUAUCACCAACAAACAUGUUCAAGAUAACUCACACAGCCUGUACUAA